UCAUCCCUCAACUUUCUCACUCACAAACCACCUCUCUCAAACAAAACAUAGAAAAGCAAAAAACAUUCUUAAACGAAAAAAAAUACACACACACACCAAUCCAAAUUCCAAAUUCAAAACUCAAUAUUCACCCCCCCUGCUACUUACUUCUUACUCUCACACUCACAUCACUACACUUUCAAAAUAGAGCAACCAUGGCAGCAACUUCAAACACAUGGAUCAAUACCAAACUUCCAUCAUCAUGCUCCUCUUUAAAAGGUGCAUCAUGUUCACCUCAAACACCAUCCUCAUUCACUAUCAGGAGUAACAAGAGGAGGUCUAAUUACAAUAAAAUCAAAUGCUCACUCCAAACACUCCACUUCCCAAAACAGUUACAACCAACCACAACAACAACAAAACCAAAACCAACAAAAGAAAAUAAAACCGCAUCCACAACCGCAGCUCCGGUUAAAGACUGGAACCUUAUACAAAAGGCGGCUGCCAUGGCAAUAGACUUCGCGGAAUCCGCCUUAGCCUCCCACGAGCGCCAACACCCGCUCCCAAAGACCGCCGAUCCCCGCGUUCAGAUCGCCGGAAACUUCGCACCGGUACCGGAGCAUCCCUCCACUCACUCCCUCCCAAUCGCCGGGAAACUCCCGGAAUGCAUUGACGGAGUCUAUGUCCGCAACGGUGCCAAUCCGAUGUACGAGCCCCUCGCCGGACACCAUCUCUUCGACGGCGACGGCAUGGUUCACGCCGUGAAAUUCCACAACGGCUCUGCCAGCUACUCCUGCCGGUUCACCGAAACAAACCGCCUCGUCCAAGAGAAAUCCCUCGGAAAACCGGUGUUCCCGAAAGCCAUCGGAGAACUCCACGGUCACUCCGGAAUCGCUCGCCUCCUCUUGUUCUACGCCCGUGGCCUUUUCGGCCUCGUAGACGGAAAAAACGGAAUGGGCGUCGCAAACGCCGGUCUGGUCUACUUCAAUAACCGCCUCUUGGCGAUGUCCGAAGAUGAUUUGCCUUACCACGUGCGCGUCACGCCAAACGGGGAUUUAAAAACCGUUGGCCGUUACGACUUUAACGGCCAACUGAAAUCCACGAUGAUCGCACAUCCUAAAGUGGAUCCAGUCUCAGGCGAACUCUUUGCUCUAAGCUACGACGUCGUUUCAAAGCCUUACCUAAAGUAUUUCAAAUUCAAUAAAGACGGAACGAAGUCGAAGGACGUUGAUAUUCCGUUGAAGGUCCCAACGAUGAUGCACGAUUUCGCGAUAACCGAGAAUUUCGUGGUGGUACCGGACCAGCAGGUGGUUUUCAAGCUUGGCGAGAUGAUGAGGGGUGGAUCACCGGUUGUUUACGACAAAGAGAAGGUCUCUAGGUUUGGGAUUCUUGACAAGAAUGCCACCGACUCAGACGGUAUCCGGUGGAUUGAAGCGCCAGAGUGCUUCUGCUUCCAUCUAUGGAAUGCGUGGGAGGAGAAAGAAACUGAUGAGGUUGUUGUGAUUGGAUCGUGCAUGACCCCUGCCGACUCCAUUUUCAACGAGUGCGAUGAGAAUUUGAAGAGUGUGUUAUCGGAGAUAAGGUUGAACUUGAAGACAGGGAAAUCAACAAGAAGGGCUAUAAUCCGUGAAGAAGAACAGGUGAACUUGGAGGCAGGGAUGGUGAACAAGAACAAGCUUGGAAGGAAGACACAGUUCGCAUACUUGGCACUCGCCGAGCCAUGGCCUAAGGUGUCCGGUUUCGCCAAGGUUGAUCUGUCCAGCGGCGAAGUAAAGAAGUACAUGUAUGGCGGUGAGAAAUUCGGUGGUGAGCCGAUGUUUCUUCCUCGAUCGGCGUGGUCGGAGAGGGAAGACGACGGUUACAUUCUUGCAUUUGUUCAUGACGAGAAGGAGUGGAGGUCUGAGCUUCAGGUUGUGAAUGCAAUGACUCUGGAGCUUGAGGCUAUAAUUGAGUUACCUUCAAGAGUGCCUUAUGGUUUCCAUGGCACAUUCAUUCAAUCCAAGGAUCUCCGGAAGCAGGCUUGAUUAUUUUCCGUUGAGACCUUCCUUUCUUUCUUUCUUUCUUUUAUUUGCUUUUAGAUCCUUCUUUCGUGUGAGCGAGGGGAGAUUUUUACCUGUGGGAUUGUUUGCAGAUAUGUCCCCGGAAUCUCCAUCCUCUCUGUUAUUUUCAAGCAGAAGUAGAGGCUCAUGUUUCUCUCUGCAUUCUUUUUCCUUUUUUUUAAUUAUUCUUAAGUUUGGGGAGUUUUGAGUGAGAGGUUUUGGGGGACCAUAGCUUGUAGCUUUUGGGUGUAGUAUAGCAAAAUGAAAGCUCAGCUGGGUCUCUGCUUAUUCUUUCACUUAAAUUUUAGAUGUCAUGAAAAAGUCUUGAGGGAAAACAACAAGUUGUGUGUAUAUCACAAUAUAGAUUAUUAUGUGAUAAUAUGAUAUUGUGUAAAUUUCUGUCCAGCACAGGUUUCUGUUGUAAAUAUAUCAGAAAUAACAGUAAUUUCACUUCUUCUUUUAAA
Molecule: messenger RNA, 2479 nt
Organism: Arachis stenosperma
Lineage: Eukaryota; Viridiplantae; Streptophyta; Magnoliopsida; Fabales; Fabaceae
Product: 9-cis-epoxycarotenoid dioxygenase NCED1, chloroplastic-like
Exons: 1
Coding region: 195-2000 (601 amino acids)
Biological process (GO): carotene catabolic process
Cellular component (GO): chloroplast stroma
Molecular function (GO): carotenoid dioxygenase activity
Source: RefSeq, a predicted model, not a curated record